CAGCCGCACCGCGCCGCACCGCGCCGCACUGCGCCGCACCGCGCGCUUCUCAGCGUCCGUGGGCUUCCCUGCACUCGCCCCUGUGCGCGCGUGUGCGUGUGUCACUCUGUGUGUCUGUGUGAGUGUGUGUGUGUCACUUGCGACCCGCGUCUCGUGCGUGUCCGUGUGUGUGUCCUGGUCAUUCCCCAUGUGUCCGCACGGUGCCGGCGUGGGCCCGUGGAUGCUGUUCCCCGCCGCACGCCGAGGCCCCCGCGGCCCCCGAGGCCCCAGCGGCCCCAGCCACGAAAAGCAGCGUACAUAAGGAACCGUUCUGGAACACCGGAAGUGCGUGUGCGUCAGCUGUGUCAGUGCCGCGGUCGCGAGUGAUUAUCAACAGCAGUGGAGUGCAUUGUGUAGUGAGUGAAAAAUAAUAAGGAGAGGAAAGAGGAAAGAGUGAACGCUUCUCUCUCGAGGGGAAGAAAGUGAUUUUGUAAACAAGUGCAUCGUUGUGAACGUUCGGCUUCCACCAUGGAUAUACUGCCGAGUCUCAACAUUUUCCGCGAGCUGCAGGACAUCCACGACACUGGAUACUUCUCGGCGCAGCCGUCGCUCGAGGAACAUUGGCAACAGACGUGCUACGAGAUGGAGAAGUGGCUCAAGGACGAGCCCAAGCACCACCAGGUGAAGAAGGAGAAGGAGGCGGCCGCCGCCGACGCCACCUGGUCCAUCCUGGGCAUCGGGGCGGGGCCCCUCAACCUGGACAACCUGCACCUGGACGCCAUCAGCACGGCGUCGUCGGCGUGCUCGUGGGAGAGCGCCGUGUCCUGCCAGGUGCGGGUGGUGAAGAAGGAGCCGGUCGAGGAGAUCGAAGAGGGCGAGGACGACGACGAUGACGAAGACGACGACGAGCCCGAGGACGUCGAGGACGAGGAUGAGGACGACGACGAGGAGGUGGACGACGACGAAGACGACGAGGACGACUUCGACGACGACCUCAUGUACGACCAGCGGGAGCAGCUGGAGCUGCGGCUGGUGGCGCGGACGGCGGUUGCGGGGCGGGCGGGCGGCCAGGGCGGCCUCCCUACGCUGACGCCGCCGUCGAGCCCCGAGUCGGGCCAGGGCCACCACAGCGACUCGAGCACGGGCAGCAGCUCGUCCACCUCCGUCAAGCGGGAAGGCCUGCUGAGGGUGGCGGGCCCCAACGUGGGCCGCCGGCACCUCGGCGUGGCGGCCCGGCUCAUCACCACGUACCACCACCACCACCACCAGUACCACCACAUCCACUCGGCCUCGGACGAGUCCCUGUCCGAGGCCGUCACCACCACCCGGCUGCUGGGCUCCGCCAGGCACGCCGAGUCGGCCAAGCGCCGCAUCCACAAGUGCGCCUUCCCCGGCUGCAAGAAGGUGUACACCAAGAGCUCGCACCUCAAGGCGCACCAACGGACGCACACAGGAGAGAAGCCGUACCGGUGCUCCUGGGACGGGUGCGAGUGGCGGUUCGCGCGGUCGGACGAGUUGACCCGCCACUACCGCAAGCACACGGGCGCCAAGCCGUUCAAGUGCGCGCAGUGCGAGCGCUGCUUCUCCCGCUCGGACCACCUGGCCCUGCACAUGAAGCGGCACGCGUGAGGUGGAGUGCUGCUUUCAGAGGAAAACAAAAAAAUUAUAAAAAAUGAAUCGUACAAAAACCUGUGAUAUAAACAAACGGUACCCUGUGGCCGCGGUGGCCGUGCGGUGGGACUGCUGCGAGUGAUGCUGGUAACUAUGGAGGCUGCUUGUGAUCGUUUCCUACUGGAGUACAAUAGUUUUUAAGUUUUAGUGGAAUACUCGUUCAGUGCUUCACCCGGCAGGGCGCGCUUCCAAAGAGUGCCUGCGCGGGGCACUCUUCCUUGGUUACUGGUUUGUCAGACAAAUGCCUAGGCCAGUCAUGUAGAUUGUUUAUUUUAUCUCAUGCCCUUCUUCCUGGUGGUUAUGCUUGUAUGCGUCGAACCGUCGUGGCAUGUUUUGUUCGUCUUUCUAGUAAAUUUUCCCUUCUCUUACCUGUUUGAUUCCCUGAACCUUCGGGUUCGAAACGUUGGAGUUGCCGACGCUCCGUUAACUUUUAUCGUCUUACGUGGCAUUUUCUCUGUUUUACUCUACUUGGUGUGACGUAUAGCUAAUUUUUAGAAAAUCGAUUUUGUCUCUGAAAACCUGUUAAAUUUGUAAACCAUUUCUAAGUCAUUUCAGUAAUUGCUAGGGAAUUUCGUUAUCUUUGCGCGCUCAUUGCAGCUUUACUGAGCCAGUGAGAGGAGCGAUUGUUUUUUCGGAUCAGUAGUUAUGUCAGGUUGUGAGUGGCGAUCCGUUGAAAACCAAGUAGUGUUUAAAGUGUUAGCUUUUAAUAUCACUCCAGUGGGCAUGCAACGCGCUCCAUUUAUCUGCCGAGUGAUAAUGGUUACCAGUAAUUUUAAUGUAAUGUAUUAUAAGUUUGAGCGAUUUUGAGCAUUCAGGACCAGAAUGUGGCAAUCAGCCCAGGCUAAGGAACUACGUACAAGGCAUAUGAGGUGAUAUUCGUCAUUUUAAUAUAUUCUUUACUUUUCAGAGUGUAUUGAACCCUAUAACCAAAAGGUACAUAUAGCGGUGAAGCAUCUCUCGUGAUUAUAGGUACCUUUAAAGCCAUGUGCAUCAGAUCUUAAAGAGAAUAUAUCAUCGUGAUGGACUAAGUAUACUAUCACCUCGUAUGUCAAGCUUUGUUGUUAAGAUGAGAUUUGAACUAAAUUCAAGUGAAUUGAUUUAAAAGCCAAAAACACGUGAACACUGCCAAGUUGUUUGUUUAUAAUUUACUUUGUUGAUAUUAAUUAUUGUAUGGAGGCUUUACUUGUACCUGUCCGGAAUAUACCAAAACGCCGGUUCGAACGCAUGGCCUCAAUUCUCAAUCUUGCGUUUGUGCGUUUUGCAACCUUACUCUCCAGGACAGGAAUUUGGGACCAGUUCAAUCAGUUUUCAUCGUCAGUUCUGAAUUGCUAAUAAGCAACUGUCAUUCUUUAGACCUCUCUUUAUCCUUGCAAAAGAGAUAAUUGUACAAUUCCAAUCCACAUUGUCCACGCCUGUUAUGCUGUCAGUGCAACACUUCCGACUUUCAGUUCCUACGUGUUUUUCGUGUGCCAUACAUGUUCUCCAUCUCAUCGUUUGUGAUUCCAAAGGUAAAAUUUAAUGCCACAAGCUUUUUUUCGCGUGUAAUAUGGCUGACAUUAAGUUUGAAUCCGCUUAUAGUUUUAUUUUAAAAAAAGCAAUCGUUUGAGCUGUUUUGUUUAAUUUUAUGUUAUUUGCAAAGAAUUUAUUUGCGGGAGGGGGCGGGGGGCAGUGAGUGGUUUCGUCUGCUCCAUGGGCGGUCGAGGUCCAGUAAGUUGAUUGACUUUUCUGAAACUCUAAAGUGUAGGGUGGCCGUUUUGUCGUAAGUGCGCUGUCCCGGGGAUGAAACCGAUGGUGCCCUCGAGGGUGGCACACUGGCUGGCACGCUGGCAGCCUUGGUUGUCGGCCUGUAUCCGGGACAGCUUGGUUACGAAGAAGCGCGGGGUUCGCACGCCACUCUACAUUGUUUAAAUUUUUUCUUUAUGAACUUUCUACUACCUGCUAGUGCAAUGCCUCUUUGGGUAAUAUCGGGAGGAUUUGCAGUGUAUAAAAAUGAAUGUAUCUUCCAUUCAAGACCGGUGGCCAAAGUUAAUAUCUACGCACGGGUGCACUUGCUAGCUCAGAAAUUUAAUUUGUUGAAUAUUUUUAAAACUUUAUGCUUAGUCGUGAGAUCUCAGCUAUGAAAAGCUAGGGCAUUCUUCUGUUAUUUUUGUGUUUCGUUUUUGCAAAUAUUCUAUCUUUUCGUUAAUUAUGAAAUGGAAGCUAUAUAUGCACUAAGUAAAUUAAAUUAUAUCGUUAAGUUAAAUUGCAAAUUGUUUAUAGAUUAUUGUUUAACGCAAAUCGAAUUCCAGCUUUGGGUUCCUGAUCAACUAUUGUGUCAUAAAUAAUUUCAUUAGGAGUAUAUAGGGUGUUUCCCACUACCUGUGAUCAACGUUUUAAAGUAAAUUUCGGAAACACCCUUUUUAUGUGGUAAUUGUAAGUUGAUUAUGUAAAGAAACCGUGGCAAUGAUGAACAUGUUGUGAUCUAGAAAAUUGCAUUCAUAUGAAAUCUGUGUUUGGCGUCUUCUUAGUCACAUUAAGAAGUAAUACAUAUGGCAUAGGUUGCUUUAUCGUAAAUGUUCUGGACGUUUCUACUCAGUGCCGACUCUUUGUCGCGUGAACCAUAAACCUCCGUGUUACUUGAUUUUACUCAGUAGACUAUUCAUGAAUUGUGGAGCAAUUUGAUGACCAGUUUACUUUUAAAGUAAAUAUGCAAACUUUGAAACCAUGACUUCUGUUCAGUAGACUUUUGUCUGAUAACCUGAGAUACCCACUAUACAUUUGUGUUCCAUUCCUUCAUUCAGUUCAGACUGUUUCUCAUCAGUAAAAUUUGUCAUAUUGAUCAGUUUUCUUCCAGUCAUUCCUCAUUCAUGUUGUGCCUUUCAUCGUUUGUUAUGGAUGCAUGUAUCAGUGUAAGUCAAAAUGUUCAAUGUGAAGAUUUGUUAAUUUAAAAAUAAGUAGAUUUUGUAUUUCUAGCGUUUUGUACAGGUGGACUUUGUACUGUAUAAGUUUUGAAAUAUAGUUAAGAGAAAUCUAUCAUCCUUAAUUUAGGUGUAUAUUUUGUGUAUGACGCAGAAAGUGAAUAAAAAAUGUCGAAAUAUUUUUAAAAACUCGAGAAAACAAGUUUAUGAGUCUGAAGAAAGAAAACCUGUACAAAUGAUGAUCGUUGGUAUAAAAGUCAAAUGCUUCGUGUCAUUUUUUGUAUAACAAAUAUUUAGCUGUUAUCUGAUCAAUAAAAAUAUUGAACAACUAA
This is a messenger RNA of Thrips palmi, 4879 nucleotides long. RefSeq names its product Krueppel-like factor luna. Gene Ontology annotation, biological process: regulation of transcription by RNA polymerase II. The record is from RefSeq and is a predicted model, not a curated record. NCBI's taxonomy places the organism in Eukaryota, Metazoa, Arthropoda, Insecta, Thysanoptera, Thripidae. Bases 508 to 1608 code for a protein of 366 amino acids. The transcript has 4 exons. Gene Ontology annotation, molecular function: DNA-binding transcription factor activity, RNA polymerase II-specific; RNA polymerase II cis-regulatory region sequence-specific DNA binding.